Messenger RNA from Knipowitschia caucasica, 1773 nucleotides. The record is from the annotation of a GenBank genome assembly. Lineage: Eukaryota; Metazoa; Chordata; Actinopteri; Gobiiformes; Gobiidae.
AUGGCAAAAAUUGUCAUGGACAAUUACUGCUCUCCGGAGAAGUUAGUGGGAAUGAAGGAGGCGAUUGGAUCUGCGAGCGGCAACACAGCAAUCCUGAACAUUCCAGAUGCAGAAUCCUUAGCUCGAGUCCUCAGCGCAGGAGUCCGAGGUACUGUCAGCGACCCACGCCUGGAGGUCACCUACGAGCCAAACUAUGUUCCUGCAGUUCCACAGCAGAUGCCUCCACUACCACCAGAGCAGCUGGUGGCAGUGCUGCAGACCUCAAUCAAGCUCGACAUCCUGGAAGGUAACAUUGGCUACCUGAGGAUUGACCACAUUCUUGGCGAAGAGGUGGCUGAUAAAAUCGGCGCGUUACUCCUUGAGUUAGUCUGGAGUAAAAUACUGCCUACCUCAGCUCUGAUAUUUGAUUUGCGCUACACUGGCAGUGGAGACGUCUCUGGACUUCCUUACAUCGUGUCAUAUUUUACACAAGCUGAACCCGCAGUUCACAUCGACAGCAUCUAUGACCGUAAGUCAAACACCACCACCAAGCUCAUGUCCCUGUCCACGCUGCUGGGGGAGAGAUACGGGACGAGCAAACCCCUCAUUAUCCUCACAAGCAAAAACACAAACGGCAUCGCAGAAGACGUUGCUUAUUGUCUCAAGAACCUGAAGAGAGCCACCAUAGUGGGCGAGAAGACGGCCGGGGGAUCAGUGAAGAUUGACAAGAUCAAAGUUGGAGACACAGACUUUUAUGUCACCGUGCCAACCGCUAAAUCCAUCAACCCCAUCACUGGCUCCACUUGGGAGGUUGUUGGUGUUAGUCCCGAUGUAGAAGUUAAUGCUGAGGAUGCCCUGGCUACGGCCAUUAAGAUUGUUCAACUUCGAGCCCAGGUCCCAGCUGUUAUUGAAGGUGCAGCAGCCCUCAUUGCAAACAACUAUGCCUUUGAAGAUGUUGGAACGGCCGUGGCAGCUAAACUGAAGGGGCUACAGGCGAUUGGGGCCUUUAACAUGGUUGUAUCUAAGGCUGACUUGGAAACAAAAUUAACUGCUGUUUUGGAAUAUCUCUCUGGUGGCAAGAGUCUAAAAACAACCAGUAACACUCCAGCACUGCCACCAAUGAAUUAUUCACCUGAGAUGUACAUCGAUCUGAUUAAAGUGUCCUUCCAAACCAGUGUCUUUGAAAACAACAUUGGUUAUCUGCGAUUUGACAUGUUCGGUGACUUUGAAGAGGUGAAGGCCAUCGCCCAGAUUAUUGUCGAACACGUUUGGAACAACGUCGUCAACACUGACGCCAUGAUUGUCGAUCUCAGGAACAACAUUGGAGGCCCUACCACCGCCAUUGCAGGGUUUUGCUCUUAUUUCUUUGAUGGCGACAAGCAGAUUGUACUGGACAAACUGUACGAUCGGACCACCGGAGAAACCACAGAGCUGGUCACGCUGCCUGAACUCACCGGCACAAGAUAUGGCUCCAAAAAGAGUUUGAUUAUUUUGACAAGUCCAGCGACCGCAGGGGCUGGAGAGGAGUUCGUCUACAUCAGUGUCUCCCAAAGUGGGGUCCGCGGCCCCCUGGUGGGCCGCGAGGAGACCACCUCCGGAUCGUCCCACCCAGCCAAGACCUUCCAGAUCGGAGAGAGCGACUACUUCCUCAGCAUCCCCACGGUGCACUCCGACACCUCCGCUGGUCCAGCCUGGGAGGGGGCCGGCAUCUCCCCACACAUCCCAGUCUCCGCCUCUAAGGCCCUGGACGCCGCACUGGCGAUUCUCAACAAGCACAUGGCUGGACAGAAAUAA